Salvia hispanica is the source of this 1559-nucleotide messenger RNA. The record is from RefSeq and is a predicted model, not a curated record. Lineage: Eukaryota; Viridiplantae; Streptophyta; Magnoliopsida; Lamiales; Lamiaceae.
UUAGGUUGGUUAGGUCAUAGGACUAGGUUCACUAAAACAGUCUUUGAUCUGUAUUAUUUUGAAACCUCCCUGCCCCCAAAAUUGAAAAAGAGAAAAGGUUCCAGGUUCUUUGUCACCCAUUUUGGUCACUCUUCAUCUCUUUCCCUUGUUUUGAACAGACAAUAUCGGGAUUAUAUGCAGAAACUUCUGGAAUAUCUUAUAUACUUUUUUGAGCGGACGGAGCCUUUGCAAGAUCUUGGACGAAUAUUUUCAAAGGUUGUAACUGAAUUUGAAGAGCUAUGGACCAGUGGACUGAUUCAAGGAUCGCAGAAUGAGAAUCAUGAAAAUGGGAAUGUCAAACAGCAUGAGGCAUUGAUUGAUCUUGAUUAUUACAGUACAGUCGAACAGCUAAUGGAAGUAGGACCUGCAAAGUUAAAGGAGGCAUUGUCUGCUCUUGGUCUGAAGACGGGUGGUACUGUACAACAGCGUGCAGAAAGGCUUUUUCUUACAAAGCAUACACCACUUGAGAAAUUGGAUCUGAAACAUUUCGUCAAAGGCUCACGCAGACAUGAACAAAAUGGUGGUGUUACGACCCAACAACCAAGUGAAGAUGCAAAAGAGAUUGCCUUGAUGGAAGCAAAGAUGAAAAAAAUGUGUGACCUGUUGCAUGAGACAAUUGUACGGACUAAAGAAAAUAUUGAGAAGAAACAUGCUUUAACUUAUGAUGAAAUUGUACAAGAACGCGAAGAGGAUGAAGUACAACCUGAGUCUGAGAGUGAUGAUGAAGAUCAACAGAUCUACAAUCCCCUGAAGUUGCCCAUGGGUUGGGAUGGAAAGCCAAUACCCUAUUGGUUGUAUAAGCUUCAUGGGCUUGGCCAGGAGUUCAAAUGUGAGAUAUGUGGGAACCAUAGUUACUGGGGCCGCAGAGCCUAUGAACGCCAUUUCAAGGAAUGGAGGCACCAACAUGGGAUGCGAUGUCUAGGAAUUCCAAACACCAAGAACUUUAAUGAGAUAACAUCAAUCGAGGAAGCAAAAUACCUUUGGGAGAAAAUACAAGCAAAGCAAGGCCUUAAUAAAUGGCGACCGGAUCUUGAAGAAGAAUAUGAAGAUCAAGAGGGCAACAUCUACAACAAGAAGACAUAUACAGAUCUGCAACGUCAGGGUUUGAUAUGAGUGAACUACCAAAUGCGGCUUUUGAACAUUCUCAUUGGUUUCACGCAACUAAUCUCAGCAGAGCCAUCUAAAAAUUUCUUUGGCUUCCCUUCUUUUGAAGGAAAGUUUUAUCAUUUUUAUGAGAAGCAACCUUGUGUAGAGGCGCUAUCUUGCUUAGCAUACAAGAAAAGCAGGUUUAGAAAUCAACUGGAUUAGAACGACUUGCCUAAGCUUGUCUUUGUGCCGGUCGGGAGAAUGAAGAGCCGAUAAGCACUCAAGAUAAGGUGGUCAUGUCGUCUUGUCUGUAGCAUGUAAUUUUGUUAUCACAAGCUUAUAGCUACUGUGUUGUUGCAUCAUUUAGUGUCCAAUUCCCCAUGUCCCAAAAAUUCGUCCGUUUUUCAUAUUUUGGGUUAUUUAACUUUGCCUCA